Chrysoperla carnea is the source of this 1150-nucleotide messenger RNA. RefSeq names its product pancreatic lipase-related protein 2-like. The transcript has 4 exons. Gene Ontology annotation, molecular function: lipase activity. Lineage: Eukaryota; Metazoa; Arthropoda; Insecta; Neuroptera; Chrysopidae. The coding region runs from base 1 to 1080 and encodes 359 amino acids. Gene Ontology annotation, biological process: lipid metabolic process. The record is from RefSeq and is a predicted model, not a curated record.
AUGCUUAAACGAUAUGAAAUCACCAAAAAUUUGACGAACUUAUUUACAUCGGUUAAAUUUUCAAAAACAUUAUCAGCAUUCAUUUUUCUCAACUUAUUUUAUUUUUUGCUUGGGAGUCCAAAUAAUACUUCCAGUGAAAUUUUAAAUUCUGAAUCUGAAGAAGAACUCUUAGCGGGAAAUUUUGAAAAUGAAGACGCAGAAUUAGAUUCUGAUGAUUCAGUUGAGAAGAACGUGGUAUUAAAUUUGUAUAGGCGAGAAGAUCCCGAUUAUCCAUAUGUUUUAGACCUUAACACUAUUAACGAUGCUCCCAUUAAUAAUAAUCUAUCCACGGAAAUUAUCAUCCAUGGAUGGUUAAAUAGUGGUGAUUCCACUUGGGUACUACGUAUGAAAGAUAAAUAUUUUCUUAAUGGAGAUCAUAACGUAAUUACAAUUGAUUGGAGCAGUUAUGCAAAAUUGGGUUACAUAUAUGCUUCAAAUAAAGUUGAAAAAUCUGGUAAAUACGUUGCAAAAGUUUUAACUCCAUUAAUUGAAAGUGGUAAAUUAGACACAGAAAAUAUUCAUAUUAUUGGUCAUUGUUUGGGAGGGCAUAUGGCUGGUUUUAUUGGUAAAUAUACACAACGGAAACUUGAAAGGAAUAUUGGACGCAUAACGGGUUUAGAUGUUGCCAGACAUUUAUAUGAGUUUCCAUGGAUGAUCAGUAAAAAGAAACGAUUAGUGAAAGAUGAUGCGUUAUUUGUGGAUAUAAUUCAUGCAUGUGGGGGCGAUUAUGGAUUUAAAUCCGCUCUUGGUCAUGCAGAUUUUUAUCCAAAUGGUGGUACGUCUAGGCAACCAGGAUGUAUAAUUUUAACGCCAUUGUCAUGUAGUCGAAUGCGUUCAGUUGCAUAUUACACGGAGUCAAUUAAUACAAAAAAUUUUCAAGCUACACCCUGUGAUUCUUGGAAAAAUUAUAAAAAAGGUAGAUGUGAUGGUGUAGAACAAAUGGUUAUGGGUUUUCAUAUUGAUGUGAAUGCAGCGUCCUCCUUACCCGGUAGUAAAUAUUAUUUACGAAAAAAUAAAAGAGAACCUUUUUCAAAAGGGUAAAUACUUUGGUAUUAAAUUUGUGUAAGAAAAAUGUGUUUUCCGGAAAAAUAAAAAUAUGAAAAAAUAAAGA